This is a messenger RNA of Durotheca rogersii, 2392 nucleotides long. RefSeq names its product RabGAP/TBC. The coding region runs from base 1 to 2268 and encodes 755 amino acids. The record is from RefSeq and is a predicted model, not a curated record. Gene Ontology annotation, molecular function: GTPase activator activity. Gene Ontology annotation, biological process: activation of GTPase activity. Lineage: Eukaryota; Fungi; Ascomycota; Sordariomycetes; Xylariales; Xylariaceae. The transcript has 6 exons.
AUGAGAUCUUUGGUUGACUCGAAGACACGGUGGCAGGAUACUCUCCAGCACAGCUCCAGUCUCUCGGACCUUCAACGGGCCGUCAAGGAAAACGGGCCCAACAGCCCCUGCAUCUCAGGAUGUAGAUCUGUCUGCUGGAAAGCCUUCCUGCUGGGUCAAAUCCCCGGCAACACGGAUUGGCCUCCUGCCUUACUCGAGUCUCGGAGCACAUACUCUGAUCUGAGGGACCGCUACUUAAAAUUCAUCAAUCACCCCGAGUAUCUCACUGCCGCCUCGAGCGAUCCCUUAGCUGAUGAUGCUGAUUCCCCUUGGAGUACGCUUCGCAGUGAUGAAGUGCUUAGAGCCGAGAUUCUCCAAGAUGUCCAGCGUCUGCCAGAUGAGCCCUUCUAUCACCAGUCUCAUAUCCAGACGCUCAUCCUCGACGUGCUCUUCAUCUAUUGCAAGCUUAACCCGGCAAUAGGGGGUUACCGACAGGGUAUGCAUGAACUCUUGGCUCCUAUCGUAUAUGUCGUCGAGCAGGAUGCUAUCGAUCCGGUUGAGGCCGCCUCGGACGUUUCGGCAGACCCGGGCAUGAUAGUGAUGCUAGAUGCCUCCUUUAUCGAACACGACGCGUUCGCCCUCUUCUCAAGGGUGAUGAACCACGCAAAGGCAUUCUAUGAAGCAAACGAGACCACCGCAAAUACACCUCUGUCGACGUUGAGCCAGCUGCCCCCAACACCCUCCAUCAUUCAGAAGAGCCAAUAUAUUCAUGAAGUUUGCCUAUUUAAAGUCGACCCCGAACUUUCAACUCACCUUAAGAAUAUUGAAAUUCUCCCACAGGUCUUUCUAAUCCGUUGGAUCCGUCUUCUAUUUAGCCGCGAAUUCCCAUUUCACCAGAUGCUCGUUCUUUGGGAUACCCUAUUUUCUGUAGAUCCGUCUUUUAAUCUGAUAGACCUGGUUUGCACAGCAAUGAUAAUUAGGAUUCGAUGGGAUCUUGUCGAUGCGGAUUAUACCGCCGCAUUGCAGCUACUGCUCAAGUACCCGCCCCCUCAACCGCAGUACGGUCCUCAUACUUUCAUCGACGACGCAGUUUAUCUUAAGCGCCACCUAGACACGGCUGGGGGCUCUGCACUGAUUCUUAAAUACACCAAAAAAGCACCAUCUCCACUGGGGUUCAUCUCACGGCCAACCUCUUCUCGGAUAUCAGCCUCAACCAUACAGAAAAAACUGGCUGGCUCCAGGUCGCCCAUUUCCCCUCCUCGCGUAAAGUCGCCGCCUGCAAGCGUGGAGGCGUUGCUUCAAGGCGCGGCUAAGGGGGUUCUUGAGAGGGGAGAGAGGCUCGGUAUCAACCAAGCGGUGCGCGACGCCAUGGUGGAGAUACGCCGCAACGUCCAGGAGGCUAGGAGCUCCAUGAAGGCGGGCAGGGACCUCUUUGCCGAGCCGGGCCCGAGCCCGACGGCGCGGGCGUUUGCCGCGAUGGACCGGAGGAACAGGCGGCUGGCGGCUAUGCUGGACGAGUCUGUAUCCGCACUGAAGAGUCUCGGGACCUCCGACCUGGAUGACAAGGAGAGGCUCCAAAGCUCACUCGAGCUUGCCGCCGCCAAGAUACAGUUCGUCAAGGUCCACCUCGAGGACUCCACUGUGGCGCUCCCAGAAGAAGAGGAGACGGUCUCCUCGCUACCGUCGGCGACCCCGCCCAUUAGCGACGGCAAGGCCGACACGGGACCGCUGGGUGACGCCGCGGCGGCGGUGGCGCCCACCACGGCUAAUGACGGCCCUCGCGAUCCUACAGAUGCGAAGUCGUCGUCCCCCUCCGGCUUGCCCAAGCCUAGCAGCAAUCCCGAUAGGACAGACCCGACGGACCAGCCACCCGAGAUGACAAAGGCUACGGCCACUGCUGCAGCGUCGGCAGAUAAGGCGUUCCCGCAGCGCCCGCGUGCACUAAUCCCGACGCGGUCGUCCAUCGCGCAGUCCUCGUUCUCGUGGAUGCUGGAGCCCGACAGCACGAGCGCCAGCUCCGUCGUCGGCUCCUCUGCAUCCCCCUCGUCCGCGCUGUCCCAGCAGCCGCUUAUCUUCCCGCCCUCUAGCGUGCCGCUGACGGCGGCGACGGCUGCUGCGGGGACGCACGCGCACCGCAAGAGGCCGUCGGCGAACGCGAAGCGCGAGCGCACGGCGUUCCUGUUCGGUGAGGCGGCGGUCGAUAGCGGCGGCCGCGCCGCCUUACCUGAGGGCAUCUUCGGCCUCGAGGAGCUCAAGCGGAAAGGGGUUGGCGACGCCGGCGGACCUUAGCCAGGUUGAAUCGGAGCUCGCCUAGCUCGGGGUCGUGGUGGUGUGGAAGGUCAGGGUGGAUAUUCAUAGGGUAUACGGCUAACUAAUCGGGUUCCAACCCCGUCGAGUUGGGCUCAGGUUGGGU